Molecule: messenger RNA, 2079 nt
Organism: Schizophyllum commune H4-8
Lineage: Eukaryota; Fungi; Basidiomycota; Agaricomycetes; Agaricales; Schizophyllaceae
Product: kinase-like protein
Exons: 12
Coding region: 1-2079 (692 amino acids)
Biological process (GO): protein phosphorylation
Molecular function (GO): ATP binding; protein kinase activity
Source: RefSeq, a predicted model, not a curated record
AUGGAGAAGAUGCUCAUAGCAGCUCUACAGGCCUCUGCACUCUCCAGGCUCCGUCACCCAUCUAUACUCGAAAUGGUCGAGCCGCUUGAGGAGACGCGCAGCGAGUUGACCUUUGCGACCGAACCCAUUAUCUGCGCUCUCGAGUCUGCUAUCCCUGGAGCAGGCAGGCACGCAUCAUUGGUUGAAUUAGACGAGAUCGAGAUCCAGAAGGGUGUCCUGCAAAUAUGCAAGGGCCUGUCGUUCCUGCAUUCUUCCGCCAAGCUUAUACACUCCAACAUCAACCCUGAAAGCAUCGUGAUCAACAGUGCAGGAGACUGGAAAGUCUCGGGCCUAGGAUUGACGAUCCCUCUGCUCAAUAGCGACGGCCAGCCCACUCGCUGGGAGUUCCCUACGUUUGACAGUCGCGUGCCAGCUUACAUCCAGCGGUCGUUCGACUACAUGGCGCCCGAAUACGCUCUGGACGAGCAGCUGCUAACAGCAUCGGAUAUGUACUCGCUAGGAUGCCUGCUCUAUGCUGUACACUGCAAAGGCUCCCCGCCUUUCAAGACCCGGGGUAGUCUCAGUGGACUGCGCGAUAAUGCUGGCAAGCCCAUACCUAGCCUUGAGCGCCUUGAUCCUGAUCUACAAUCCCUUCUGCGGUUGCUAAUCACACGACAUGCUGCCGAACGACCGACACCCUCAUCCCUCCCCACUUUGCCCUUCUUCAACUCACUGCCGAUCUCGACGCUGAACUUCCUCGACCGGACGAAUUUCACGACGAAGACGAGGGAAGAGAAGAUCUCUUUCAUGAAAGGCCUGACCUCGGUCUUGGACCGCUUUAGCGAGGGCCUGCGCACGCGCAAAAUAUUACCGUCUUUGUUGGAAGAAAUGAAAGAUACCCACCUCCUACCUUAUAUCCUGCCCAACGUCUUCGCCAUCUCGAAUGCCCUGAGCCCGCAACAGUUCGCGAACCUCGUCCUACCGAGCCUGAAGCCAUUGUUCGCGGUCAAGGAGCCGCCGCAAAACAUGCUUACGCUCUUGGAUAACUUGAAGCUGUUGCAAGAGAAGACGGAGAAGAAGGUCUUCAGGACACAGGUCCUGCCGUUGGUGUACAAUGCGCUUGAGUCCGAGCAUACUGUAGUGCAAGAGCGAGCUCUUGCUGUGGUUCCCGAUCUCUGCGAGACGAUCGACUACGCGGAGAUUCAGGGUGUCAUGUUCCCUCGCGUCGCGCUCGUCUUCACGAAGACUCGGGUCUUGAGCGUCAAGGUCGCGACGCUCGCCACGUUCUUGGUGAUGGUGAAGACACUGGACCAAACGAGUUUGACGCAGAAGCUGGUGCCCUUACUAUCCAAGAUCAGGACGAAGGAGCCUGCAGUGAUGAUGGCAACGCUCUCGGUGCAAGAAGCCAUGGGCUCGAAGGUUGACCGAGAGGCUGUGGCUACCCUGGUGCUACCUCAACUGUGGGCAAUGUCCAUGGGGCCCUUGCUCAACGUCGAGCAGUUCCAGCGCUUCAUGGCGGUCAUCCGCAAGCUCGGCGAUCGCGUCGAGGCGGAGCAUAAUCAGUUCCUGCGUGACUCUCAGCGGAUAGAGGACAAGUCGGCGACGCAGACGACGAAUGGCUCUGCUAUUCCAUCCGCGGUCAACAUGGACUUUGAGAGCCUUGUUGGGCGGGCAAAUGGCACGUCGGUGGCUCCGCCCCUUGCGACGACGACUCCCAUGUCCUUUUCCACGCCACCGCUGCAGCCGACGAUGACGGGUGGCUCCGUCCAAUCGACGAGCUCGUAUACCAUGACACCGGCGAAACCCCAGGCGCCAUCGCAACCCAGCUACGGCGGGCCGAACUACAAUAUAUCGUUGCCGAGUGCACCGUUCGGCGCGUCGUCGUCGGGGAUGGCGCCAAUGCAGCCGAGUACCCCUGUAGCACCAUCAUUGCCCGCCUUUAACGCGUCGUCGCCACCGUUGUUUGCUCAGCCCAUGAGCGCGACGCCACCGCCAGGGCUGGGUAGCAUGCUCACGCCCUCACGACCUGCGCAGCCGACAUGGAACGCGCAAAAGCCACCAGGCAAGGACGCAUGGGGCGAUUUCGAUCCACUUGCAUAG